AUGGCGUCAACAGCGAGUGCAGGACCGGUUGACAGAAGUCGGCAGUCGGCUAUGAUAGCUGUCUCUGUGAUUUUCACUUUCUUUGGAUUGGCUGCUUUGAUCCUCAGAUUAAUCGGUCGAUUCGUUAUAACUCGAAGACUCGGCCCAGAUGACUGGUUCAUGGUAGCUGGAAUGAUCUUCACUCUUGGCUACCUCAUUGAGAUUCUUUAUGGUUUGAAGUGGAACAUUGGACUUCAUGGGUCAGAGGACAGCUUGAAUGAUGCCGUCCAUCUCUUACAAAUUGUUUACUCCAUCCAGCUUACUUACAACACUGUCAUCUAUCUUGUUAAAACUUCCAUCGUAGUCUUUUACCUGCGACUUGCAACCGUAGAUAGCAGCCUCCGCAAAUCAUCUUUAGCAGUUGCCGCUUUUCUCACCCUCUUUUAUAUUAGCAGCCAAACCACUACUACUUUACAAUGUCUGCCCGUACAGAGCAACUGGGACUUAGUUGGCAAGUACACCAAGAAAUGCAUUAACACAGAAGUAUACUUUUAUGUACUUGCGGUACUCAACAUCAUUGUAGAUAUUGUUAUUCUAGCACUUCCCAUCAACACUCUCAAAGACAUGAAAAGAGGGACAAGAGACAAGGUUGUCUUGUUCAUACUUUUCGGCGUCGGAGGCUUCUCAAGUAUCUCGAGUAUUAUUCGAUUGUACACAAUCAAAGUCUUCACAGAUAGCAAGGAUCCGUUCUGGGAUGGAGUUCCUAUCAACAUUUGGUCGAUGAUUGAGAUCAAUGUGGCAGUGAUCUGCGCUUCUGUUCCUGCCAUGAAACCCCUCUUCACAAAGUCGAUUCGCGAUCGGGCCGUCACCCAAAGAACACAGCGAAGCUACAAUCACCAAAUGAUGCCUUUGAGCGGCGAGGAGAGAAGCGGCAGCGCUCUGCGCUCCGGCAGAUUCAGGGACAGAAAGGAGCCUACAUAUUCUGCACAUGCAACAGGUGGCACUAUGGGAGGCAGCGAGGAACACAUUGUUGGAAAACUUGGUGGCAUUGAGUACGAAAGGGAAUUCACGGUUGAAGAGUCAUACAUCGGUUCGUCGAAGGUUUUGCCGCAAGCCAAAUUGUCUUCGUCGGAAAAGAGCAUGCGAUCAUAA
Molecule: messenger RNA, 1131 nt
Organism: Mollisia scopiformis
Lineage: Eukaryota; Fungi; Ascomycota; Leotiomycetes; Helotiales; Mollisiaceae
Exons: 8
Coding region: 1-1131 (376 amino acids)
Source: RefSeq, a predicted model, not a curated record